AUGCAAAACCUCAGAGAUCAAGAAGCUCUAAUUCCUCAGCCUCGUAUGAAUUUGCCUAAGGUGUGUGCUGCAGCACUUGCUGCCAUGACGACAGCUAGCAUUGUGGUUUUGUCUCCUGAAAGGAUGUUUGGCUGGGUUGCCAUGGCAGCACUCAUCCUGACCCUUGGCCCUUUACUGCAUGGGCUCUGUCUGUUGUCAGAGGAAAUGCUGCACCAUUACAACACGAGGUAUCGAGGCCGAGCAUUUCUGAGCCACAUGCUGCCAGCCUGUGGUUUUGGGUGUAAGUCACUGCUUGCUGCAGGGCUGGCAGCCCUCGUGUUGUACUUGGUCGGACACCCUCUGCCAGACAAUAACCAAUUCUGGAAACUCCUUUUCUUGGUCUCUGUUCAUUACCCGCUAUUGAAAAGCCUCGGAAUCCUGGGUCCAUCGGAGGUGGAAGUGUCAGACAUCUGUGAGGGAAGGAAGAUGAACGUCGCCCACGGCCUGGCCUGGUCCUUCUACCUGGGAUACCUGCGACUGGUGCUGCCAUAUUUGGAAGAUUCAAUCGCAGCCUUUCGUGCCACACAUCAGUACAGCAGUGCCCGUUGGGGUCGCGGCUCCAGGAAGCUCCUAAUCCUCGUCCCUCUCAAUGCCAACAUCUCACACAAGCUGGAAGACGAGGACGACAACAUCCGUUUCUAUGACAACCUCCCAAACAACGAGAUAGACAGGGCAGGAGUCCGUGGGCGGGUCUAUAAGCACAGUGUCUACAGAGUACUGGAUGAGAAUGGGGAGGGCCAUGAGUGUGUGGUGGAAUAUGCUACGCCUAUGCUGACGCUCUACAGCAUGUCUCAGGAGAGCAGCGCCGGCUUUGGGGAGCCCGAGCGCAGACAGCAGGUCCUGCUCUUCUACAGAACCCUGCAGGACAUCCUGGAGCACUCACUGGAGUGUCGCAACCGCUACAAGCUCAUCCUGCUCGAUGAUGAACAACAUGACGACCCUCACUAUUUGUCCAAGACCAUCCUCAGACACAUAGAGCAGCAGGAGAGAGAGGAGUUCUGUGUCACUCCACCUCCUCUCCAGGAGAUGGUACACCCGCUAUCAAACAGUUCAAGUGCCCCGCCAAGUGCACCGCCCAUGGACGGUAACUGGCACCACCACCCAGAGCACCACCCAGAGCCGAUGAGCAGGGAGCCCACACUCAUGUUCAGUCUAGAAAAACCUCAGCCCCUGAAGGGACCUGUUGAGAACAGCGACUACUAGCAGAGAGAAACAGAGGCACAGAGAGAGUAGUGUAGAAACACACACACCUCCCACAACUGUCACUGUAUUCCUAUUCUGUAAUACUAUACUCUUGUAUCUUCUUAUAGCAACCAAACAGAUUAAUGAUUUUAUAAAUUGAGUCUAGGCCUGAUUUCAGAUGAAAAGAAUAAAUUUAUGUGUAGAAUAGUCAUGUUUGAUUUUUCUUUCUGAGUAAUACAUGGUUUGGAGAAUGAGCAAGUUUAGACAUUAAGAUUCAUGCAAUAUAAUAUUGUCAAUGACUACCAGAAACUACACGGCCUGCCUGCUAUGUUUAGAAAAUGUCCUGGUGAACAGUGUAGAUUAGACAUUUAAACAAUAUGCGUACAGUGGAAAAACCCUGCCCAGAUUGUUCAGUGCAUUUAGAGUGAACCUUGCUUUAGUGCUGAGGAAAUGUUGCAACUCCAAGGAAAUAGUUCAUCUUUCUCCUUUGGAGAACAGGAUGUGAUCUUUCUACCCAAUUAAAAUAGUUCAAACUAACAGCCUGGAGCCGAGCAAAGGCUGUAUGACGUCUUGUGCUGCCUCUGUUUCUAUCUCGGUUUAGCUGGCAUGUUCUUUGCAGUUUUUUGUGUUUUUUUUAGGUUUACUUUAUAAUCCCUGUUAUCUUUAAAAGACAGUUUAAAUGCAAACAUUUUCCAGCAAUAAAUGGUUGAAUUCAUGCAAAUUUGGCCACAAAUUAUGUUAAAGUGUAUUUUUUGGUUGUUUAAAAUGCCAUUUGUUUCAAUAAUUGUAAAUAAAGAGCAGAAUGUGGAAGAGCAUGA
Messenger RNA from Acanthochromis polyacanthus (spiny chromis), 2039 nucleotides. It is a transcript of the gene sting1, whose product is annotated as stimulator of interferon response cGAMP interactor 1. Gene Ontology annotation, cellular component: endoplasmic reticulum membrane; autophagosome. The record is from RefSeq and is a predicted model, not a curated record. Gene Ontology annotation, biological process: activation of innate immune response; defense response to virus; autophagosome assembly. Gene Ontology annotation, molecular function: 2',3'-cyclic GMP-AMP binding; cyclic-di-GMP binding. NCBI's taxonomy places the organism in Eukaryota, Metazoa, Chordata, Actinopteri, Pomacentridae. The coding region runs from base 1 to 1242 and encodes 413 amino acids. The transcript has 6 exons.